AUGGAGGUUAUCAACGAAAAUGCUGCGCUACUCAGUAACUACGAAGUGCUACACUUAUUGACUGAUUUGCAGGCAGGUGAAAAUGGACAAAAGAAACCAAACAAAUAUCUUCAAAACUUAGCAACAAUUUCUUACGAGACAACAAAGUAUCUUGAAAAAACUCCCUGCAAGGAUCAAUCUCCGGAAAUCAUUGAGAAAUUCAUGAACUCAUUGCUACGAUAUAAUCUAACGAAGGCCGAGAAGUUACAGUUGUUGAAUCAUCGUCCCACAGCUGCCGUUGAGAUUCAGUUAUUGAUCGAGGAAAGCGAGGAACGUUUAACUGAGGAACAGAUCGAGGAAUUGCUGCAGCUCGUCGCUGAAUGUUUGAUACCAGAAUCCACAGAAAAUGAUGAGGAAGAUGAGGACGAAGAGAUGACAGAGGACACUUAG
Lineus longissimus is the source of this 429-nucleotide messenger RNA. Its product is annotated as DNA-directed RNA polymerase III subunit RPC9-like. Gene Ontology annotation, biological process: transcription initiation at RNA polymerase III promoter. Gene Ontology annotation, cellular component: RNA polymerase III complex. The transcript has a single exon. Gene Ontology annotation, molecular function: nucleotide binding. Lineage: Eukaryota; Metazoa; Nemertea; Pilidiophora; Heteronemertea; Lineidae. The record is from RefSeq and is a predicted model, not a curated record. The coding region runs from base 1 to 429 and encodes 142 amino acids.